GGAUAUUGGUGGAUCCAUUCGGCCCCUUCGCUGCCUGUCACUACAAAAUUGACCCCAUGUCCUUCUUCAACGACUGUGUGUACGACAUGUGUGAGCUGGACGGCAGUAAGACGGAGCUGUGCGACGCUUUGGAGGCCUAUGUCAAUGAGUGUCAGCAACGCAACAUCACCAUCGAUUCCUGGAGAAACAGCACCUUCUGCCCUCUCACAUGCCCACCUAACAGCCACUACGAACCCUGUACGUCAGCCUGUCCAGCCACCUGCCUUAACCCUACACCUCCUUCCUGCGACCUCCCCUGUGUGGAAGGCUGUCAGUGCGAUAAAGGAUUUGUACUGAGCGGAGACCAGUGUGUGCCCAAAAAACAAUGUGGCUGUUUUUACAACGGAACCGAAUAUCAGCCAGGUGAGGUGAUCUGGUCUAAGGCCUGUGACCAAGUGUGUAAGUGUCAGUCGAGCAAUAACAUUGAGUGCAAAGAUACAAGCUGUGAUCCGGACGAGUACUGCGGCAGUGAAGGUGGUGUUCAGGGCUGUUACCCUAAAGGUUCAUCCACAUGUACAGCAUCUGGAGAUCCCCACUACACCUCCUUUGACAAGAAGAAGUUUAAUUUCCAUGGAAACUGUACGUACGUCAUGUCCCAGACCUGCAACUCCACACAAACCCCAUUCGCUGUGUACGCAUCCAACGAGCACAGGAAUAAGAAAAAGACUGUGACGUACGUGAAAGCCGUCUAUGUGGAGGUGUACGGCAUCACAGUGUCCAUACUCAAGAAGAAGGUUGUCCAGGUGAACGGAAAAACUGUGACUGUCCCAAUCAACCCAGUCCGUGAGGUCACCAUCAAACCAUCCGGCAAACAUGUCGUCGUACAGACUGACUUUGGUCUGAUCGUUAGAUACGAUGGCAAUCAUCACAUGGACAUCAAGGUUCCCAGCGACUACGCUGACGAGCUGUGUGGCCUGUGCGGUGACUACAAUGGAAGCCCCAGUGAUGACUUCAGGACUCGUGAGGGAAAGCUGGUGAAGGGCGUCAAUGACUUUGGGAACAGCUGGAACGUGGACGACAACUGCACCAAGACUGACAGUGAUGUGGACCCAGAGUGUACUGAGGAAGAGACAGACAAAUAUGAAGGACCUGCCUACUGUGGGAUAUUGGUGGAUCCAUUCGGCCCCUUCGCUGCCUGUCACUACAAAAUUGACCCCAUGUCCUUCUUCAACGACUGUGUGUACGACAUGUGUGAGCUGGACGGCAGUAAGACGGAGCUGUGCGACGCUUUGGAGGCCUAUGUCAAUGAGUGUCAGCAACGCAACAUCACCAUCGAUUCCUGGAGAAACAGCACCUUCUGCCCUCUCACAUGCCCACCUAACAGCCACUACGAACCCUGUACGUCAGCCUGUCCAGCCACCUGCCUUAACCCUACACCUCCUUCCUGCGACCUCCCCUGUGUGGAAGGCUGUCAGUGCGAUAAAGGAUUUGUACUGAGCGGAGACCAGUGUGUGCCCAAAAAACAAUGUGGCUGUUUUUACAACGGAACCGAAUAUCAGCCAGGAGAGGUGAUCUGGUCUAAGGCCUGUGACCAAGUGUGUAAGUGUCAGUCGAGCAAUAACAUUGAGUGCAAAGAUACAAGCUGUGAUCCGGACGAGUACUGCGGCAGUGAAGGUGGUGUUCAGGGCUGUUACCCUAAAGGUUCAUCCACAUGUACAGCAUCUGGAGAUCCCCACUACACCUCCUUUGAUAAGAAGAAGUUUAAUUUCCAUGGAAACUGUACGUACGUCAUGUCCCAGACCUGCAACUCCACACAAACCCCAUUCGCUGUGUACGCAUCCAACGAGCACAGGAAUAAGAAAAAGACUGUGACGUACGUGAAAGCCGUCUAUGUCGAGGUGUACGGCAUCACAGUGUCCAUACUCAAGAAGAAGGUUGUCCAGGUGAACGGAAAAACUGUGACUGUCCCAAUCAACCCAGUCCGUGAGGUCACCAUCAAACCAUCCGGCAAACAUGUCGUCGUACAGACUGACUUUGGUCUGAUCGUUAGAUACGAUGGCAAUCAUCACAUGGACAUCAAGGUUCCCAGCGACUACGCUGACGAGCUGUGUGGCCUGUGCGGUGACUACAAUGGAAGCCCCAGUGAUGACUUCAGGACUCGUGAGGGAAAGCUGGUGAAGGGCGUCAAUGACUUUGGGAACAGCUGGAACGUGGACGACAACUGCACCAAGACUGACAGUGAUGUGGACCCAGAGUGUACUGAGGAAGAGACAGACAAAUAUGAAGGACCUGCCUACUGUGGGAUAUUGGUGGAUCCAUUCGGCCCCUUCGCUGCCUGUCACUACAAAAUUGACCCCAUGUCCUUCUUCAACGACUGUGUGUACGACAUGUGUGAGCUGGACGGCAGUAAGACGGAGCUGUGCGACGCUUUGGAGGCCUAUGUCAAUGAGUGUCAGCAACGCAACAUCACCAUCGAUUCCUGGAGAAACAGCACCUUCUGCCCUCUCACAUGCCCACCUAACAGCCACUACGAACCCUGUACGUCAGCCUGUCCAGCCACCUGCCUUAACCCUACACCUCCUUCCUGCGACCUCCCCUGUGUGGAAGGCUGUCAGUGCGAUAAAGGAUUUGUACUGAGCGGAGACCAGUGUGUGCCCAAAAAACAAUGUGGCUGUUUUUACAACGGAACCGAAUAUCAGCCAGGAGAGGUGAUCUGGUCUAAGGCCUGUGACCAAGUGUGUAAGUGUCAGUCGAGCAAUAACAUUGAGUGCAAAGAUACAAGCUGUGAUCCGGACGAGUACUGCGGCAGUGAAGGUGGUGUUCAGGGCUGUUACCCUAAAGGUUCAUCCACAUGUACUGCAUCUGGAGAUCCCCACUACACCUCCUUUGACAAGAAGAAGUUUAAUUUCCAUGGAAACUGUACGUACGUCAUGUCCCAGACCUGCAACUCCACACAGACCCCAUUCGCUGUGUACGCAUCCAACGAGCAUAGGAACGGGAAAAAAACUGUGUCGUAUGUGAAAGCCGUCUAUGUGCAGGUGUACGGGAUCACCGUGUCCAUACUCAAGAAGAAAGUUGUCCAGGUCAAUGACAAGACUGUGACGGUGCCCAACAAACCAGUGUCCGGAGUCACGAUCAAGCAAAACGGCAAACAUGUUGUUGUGGAGACAGAUUUCGGCUUGAUUGUGAGAUAUGAUGGCAACCACAAUGCCCAGGUCAAAGUGCCAAACGACUAUUCUGGUGAGCUGUGUGGUCUGUGCGGUGACUACAAUACAAACCCACUUGACGACUUCAAGACUCCCACAGGAGAGUUGGUGAAGAAUGUCAACGACUUUGGGAACAGCUGGAAUGUGGACAAGAACUGCACGUCUUCAGGCAGUGACGUGGAACCGGAAUGCAGUGAAGAAGAGACUGAGAAAUACCAGGGACCUGCAUACUGUGGGAUAUUGGUGGAUCCGUUCGGUCCAUUUGCCGCCUGUCACUACAAGAUUAGCCCCACGUCCUUCUUCAACGACUGUGUGUACGACAUGUGUGAGCUGGACGGCAGUAAGACAGAGCUGUGCGAAGCUUUGGAGGCCUAUGUCAAUGAGUGUCAGCAACGCAACAUCACCAUCGACUCCUGGAGAAACGACACGUUCUGCCCUCUUCGUUGUCCAGCCAACAGCCACUAUGAUCCGUGUGCGUCGGCCUGUCCAGCCACCUGCGUCAACCCCAGACCCCCAACGUGUGACGAGCCCUGUGCCGAGGGCUGUGAGUGUGACCAAGGAUUUGUGCAGAGCGGAGACCAGUGUGUGCCUCAGCAGCAAUGUGGAUGUUUCUACAAUGGUGAUUACUACCAGACCGGCGAUGACUUCUUUACACCCGAUUGCUCAAAGAAGUGCGAGUGUCAGGGGAGCAACGUGACCACCUGCAGCGACUGGCAGUGCGGAGAGAAAGAGUACUGCGGCCUUGUCAAUGGCAUUCACGGCUGCCACCCAAUAGGAUUUGAAUCGUGUUACAUCUCUGGAGAUCCCCACUAUUACAGCUUUGACAAGAGAUCUUUGGCCUUCAUGGGCACCUGUACAUACACGCUGGCCAGAUCGUGUGAGAAUCAGACCGGACCUUGGUUUACCGUUGAAGGCAAGAAUGAGGAGAGAGGUCAGAAGGGAGUCUCCUACCUGAAGAAGAUCUACCUCACAACGCAGGGAUCCACCAUCACCCUCAUGAAGAGCAGACGGACACUGGUCAAUGACAAGAGGAUUCGCCUGCCCUACCAGACAGCCAGCAAGACAGCCAUCUCUCAGAGCGGCCAGUACGUGGUGGUGCAGACCUCCUUUGGCUUGACUCUCCGCUGGGAUGGGAACCAUUACCUGGAGAUUAUUGUUCCAACGUCUUACUUCAACAUGAUGUGCGGUCUGUGUGGAAACUUGGACGGAUUCGCGAACAACGAUAACAUAAAGCCCGACGGUUCUGCAGCAAAGACCGGGGACGAGUUAGGGAACAGCUGGAAGACGAAGGAUGAUGAAGAUGACGACUGUAAAUCCGACGAUUCGGACCAGCCCCCCUGUGAUGAAGAUCUCUAUGAACAGGUUAUAAGCUCGGACAGCUGUGGGCGUCUAAUAGACCCCAUGGGAGCCUUCAGGGACUGCAUUAAGAUUGUGGACCCCAUGCCCUACUUCAACAACUGCAUCUUUGACAUGUGCCAGUACGAGGGGCUUGAUGCCAUGCUGUGUGACCAACUCCAAGCCUACACCGAUGCCUGUCUGUCUGCUGGAGCUACUGUCCACUCGUGGAGGGAGCCAGACUUCUGUCCUCUGGACUGCCCUGCAAACAGUCACUACACCCUGUGUGCCAGCGCCUGCCCUCCCACCUGCAACGACCCGUUCGCUCCAGGGAACUGUCCGAACCGCUGCGUCGAGGGGUGCGAGUGCGACGAGGGUUACGUCCUCAGUGAUGGGAAGUGCGUCCCUGCCAACGAGUGUGGCUGCACCGAUUCAGAAGGAGAUUACUACCUGCCUAACGAGAGCUGGUACAAGCCAGGCUGCACUGAGGAGUGCUUGUGUCAGGGUCACAACAUCUUCACAUGCAAGAACUCAAGCUGCCUACCCGUGGAGACAUGUGGGCUGGAGGACGGAAUCUAUGGCUGUCACGCUCUAGAUCGUGAAACAUGCAGUGUCUCGGGAGACCCUCACUACACAACGUUCGACAAGAAGGUGCACAAUUUCAUGGGGACCUGCACCUACACUCUCUCCAAGCUCGGAGACACCUCGUCCAACCUCAAAUACUACAACGUGGAAACCACAAACGAGCACAGAGGCAGCAACAAAAAGGUCUCGUACGUCAAAGCCGUCCACAUCGAUGUGUACGGUCAUCGCAUCACCUUAAUGAAGAGCAGGAGAGUCAUUCUGAACGGAAAAAGAAUCAACCUGCCGGUAUUUGUGGACGAUCAGGUGGUGAUCAGGCUCAGUGGCAAAUACGCCGUGGUGGAGACUGACUUUGGGCUGUGGGUGCGCUUCGAUGGAAACCAUCACGCGGACGUCUCCGUUCCCUCCUCUUACACAGGGCUGCUCUCUGGGCUGUGUGGAAACUACAACAAAAACAAAGCUGACGACAAUCUCAAACCCGAUGGCAGUGCUGCUGACAACGUCAAUGACCUGGGAGAGAGCUGGCUGGUACCUGAUGAUACGCCGGGAUGCACAAACAGUGGUGGGAUUGAGGAUUGUGAUGACGAUGUGCAGGCCGAGGCUGAGAAGCCAACAAGCUGUGGUUUCAUUAAGGACCCGACAGGCCUGUUCAAAGAGUGUCACAGCAAGAUCCCCCCAGAGCAAUACUUUGACAACUGCGUGUACGACAUGUGUGCUUACGAUGGAGAUACGAUGUACCUUUGCUUAGCGCUGCAGAGCUAUGCUGACCUGUGUGCCAAAGCUGGCGUCUCGGUCACCUGGAGAAACAAGACCUUCUGCCCACUGACCUGUGGACUUAACAGUCACUAUGAGCCCUGUGGGACAGCCUGCCCUGCCUCCUGCACUGACCUCUCAGCUCCCAACGACUGUAACAAACCGUGUGUGGAGGACUGCGUCUGUGACAACGGCUUUGUGCUGAGUGGGGACAAGUGUGUUCCCUUCAGUCAGUGCGGCUGUGUGGACACAGACAAGAACUACCACCUGUUGGGAGAGAACUGGAUCACGGACAGUAACUGUACAGAACGCUGUACCUGCUCCAGCCCCAACAACAUCACGUGUGAGCAGUGGAACUGCGGCCCGCUGGAGACAUGCGAGGUCAAGGACGGAGUGCUCGGGUGUCAGAUCUUAGGCACAGUCUCCUGUCACGUGGCCGGAGACCCUCACUACUUCACCUUUGACAGCGCCAUGCACACGUUUAUGGGGACCUGCACCUACACGCUGGCGGAGGUCUGUGUGCCCACGAUGGUCACGCCCUUCACCGUCAACGCCAAGAACGAGGAGCGAGGGCAGCCUGGCGUCUCCUACAUCAGCUCAGUGAACAUCGACGUCUACAACGUCCGCAUCACCCUACAGAAGAGCAGACGGAUUCUGGUCGACGGGAAGAGAGUGCGGGCUCCAGUUACAGACCAGAUUAAAGGUGUGUCCAUCGUCACCAGUGGCAUCUACUCCGUGGUGGAGACUGACUUCGGGCUCGUGGUGAAGUUUGACGGAAACCACCACCUGGAGAUCAAAGUGCCCAGCACGUAUUUCGGGAAGUUGUGCGGCAUGUGUGGCAAUUACAAUCAGGACCAAUCUGACGAGCUGUUGAUGCCCGACGGGAAGAUGGCAAACAACGUGACCCACUUCGGGAACAGCUGGAAGGACGAGGGAGACAGCGACCCAGGUUGCAAGCCUGACAACAGAGAGGAUCUGAAUGCAAGCUGCCUGCCCUCCGACAUGGAGAAGGUGGUAGUUCUGUGCCAGGACAUGCUGAACGACAAAUACAAGACGUGCCACAGUCUGGUCGAUCCCUUCCCCUUCAUCCAGAACUGCGUAUUUGACAUGUGCGAGUACAACGGCAUGAUCUCCACGCUCUGUGACAACAUCCAUUCCUACGUGGAGGCCUGCAAGAGCGAGGGAGUCGGCAUCAAGUGGAGGAACAGCACCUUCUGCCCCCUGGCCUGUCCACCCAACAGCCACUAUGUGGAAUGCUCCACCCCCUGCCCCGCCACCUGCACUGAUAUCUACGCUCCCUCCAACUGCGAGACCUCGAGCGCCUGCGUGGAAGGCUGUGAGUGCAACGCCGGAUACGUACUGAGCGACAACGAGUGCGUGAAGCUGCAGGAAUGCGGUUGUGUGGACGCCGAGAACGAGUACCACAACGUCGGGGAAAGCUGGCUGACCAAGGACUGUCAGGAGACCUGUCAUUGCCCCGGAGACGGGAACGUCAAGUGUGAAGCCUUCAGCUGCGGGAAAGCCACAGUGUGCGAUGCGAAGGACGGAGUCAAUUACUGCAGACCCACACGAUUUAAUCAGUGUCAUAUCUCCGGAGACCCCCACUACAUCACCUAUGACUUUGUGAUCCACCAUUACCAAGGCAAGGACACCUACACCCUGAGCGAGACCAACAAUGCCGGUAACCUGAUCCCGUUCAACAUCGAAGGCAGGAAUAAACGCAGGAGCCCGUUCAGUAAGGUCUCCUUCCUCCAGGAAGUCUACAUCGACAUCCAUGGAUACUCCAUCAUGCUCUUGAAGAACCGCAAAGUUGUGGUGGACGGUGUGAGGAUCAAACCUCCCUUUGAACCCCGAGAAGGUCUGCGCAUCUAUCAGAAAUCCAGGUCCAUUUUCCUGGAGAUGGACUUUGGGCUCACCGUGGAGUUUGACGGAGAAUCAGCAGCAGUGAUUACUCUCCCGAGUACCUACAUGGAGCGAGUGCUGGGCUUGUGCGGUAACUACGAUGACCGAAGGUACAACGACUACAUGAAGCCGGACGGCACGAUCACCGAAAACCUCAACGAGUUUGGCAACAGCUGGAAAGUGAGGCCUCGGAACCGGGCGGCCACUGAGACACAGACCCAAAGAAUCCACAAACGUGACGUGAAUAAUCCCGAGUCAGGCUUCACCACUGAGGACUGCACCAGUGACCAGCUGGAGCUGAUGAACAGUACUAAGUUCUGCGGUGCGCUGUCUAACCCAAAUGGGCCCUUCAAAGCUUGCCAUUCGAUCGUCUCACCCAGUACCUUCCAGGAGAACUGCUUGUUCGACCUGUGUGCUGACUUCGAGAGCAAAGAGUUACUGUGCCUUAGCUUUGAAGCCUACACCAAGAUCUGUCAAGAGAAGUUGGUGCCCCUGGACUUGUGGAGGGAGCAGACAGAAUGUGGACUGGAUUGCCCUGCCCACAGCACCUACAGGUCCUGCAUGAUCGCUUGCCCUGCCACCUGUGCUGAUCUGGCUGCCCCAGGAGGCUGUGAGAUCCCCUGUCAGGAGGGGUGUGAGUGCGAUCGGGGCUAUGUGCUCAGCGACCUGGAGUGUGUGCCCUUCAGCCAGUGUGGCUGCACCUACCACAGCAAAUAUUAUGAGGUGCAGGAGACGUUUGUCACGGACCAGUGUGAUCAGAGCUGCCUGUGUGCCAACACCAACACCGUUCAGUGCCAGCCCAAACAGUGUGGCACUGGGGAGGUGUGUGCUGCCUUCAACUUGACCAUCGACUGCUUCCAAGAGGGAGCCUGCCUGUCUGAUCCCUGUCUCAGCGGUGGAACGUGUAGCGAAUCUCCAGGCAUUAAAAACUACACGUGUGAGUGUCGUCCUGGAUUUUUUGGGGAGAUGUGUGAGAAUCAGUUGGAUGAAGAAACCUCAGGUCCGAAUGUGGUGCUGAUUGUGGUGCUGGUCGUGCUGGCAACCUUCCUCGUCUCCUUGUGUAUCGGAUUCACCAUCUACUUCCUCACGUCCAGGAGGAACCCAAAGGCUGUGAUGCCAGAGGAUUUCGCCAUGAUUUUGCCUGAAAAUGUGAGGAGAAAGAGCAACAGCUCCACCAGCUCAGACAGUGUGGAUUCCGAACGGCUCUAGGACUUCAAAAGCGCGGAAUUACGAAGAAAUCAAAGUUUUCAAUCAUCACGCGACCCCUCCUACCCCCCCCCACCCCACCUACCCGCCAACCAGCCAGUGACUGCUCGGGGGAGCCACACACACAAAUUCAUCAAUCGAACUGGAGUGACUCCUCGGGAAAUUACUGCAAUCAUCUCAGAUGCAAACUCCACAAUCAGCAACAACAACAAAUUGGUACAGUGCUUCUCAUGUCAGGAGAGAGUGGCUCAGAGAGACCCAGACAUCAAAGGUAACAACCAGAGAGAGAUGGAGAUACUCAGUACGGAGAGCAAGAGGCACCAGGAGACCAGAGAUUCUAGUCAAAAGACAGACAGCUCGAGGAACUCGGAGAUAGACUCAGAGAAAGAGAGAGAGAAAAGGCAUCGAAAUGGCAAACGUGAAAGCUCAGGAACUACAGCCACGGCUUGGAGAAUGCCAUCCUCCUGUGGCCAAAUGUUGAAUGUACAGGAACAAUGAAGUGUAACAUGUCUUCAUCAAUCAAUCAAUCAAUCAGUCGGACAGAAGAAAGGGGAUUCCUUUGG
This is a messenger RNA of Callorhinchus milii (elephant shark), 9526 nucleotides long. It is a transcript of the gene zanl, whose product is annotated as zonadhesin, like. The transcript has 56 exons. Gene Ontology annotation, molecular function: protein binding. Bases 57 to 8966 code for a protein of 2969 amino acids. Lineage: Eukaryota; Metazoa; Chordata; Chondrichthyes; Chimaeriformes; Callorhinchidae. The record is from RefSeq and is a predicted model, not a curated record.